AACUGGGAGCGCAGAGUGGGAAGCGGCUUGGGGGAAGAUGGAGAAGAGGCAGAGAGUGAUCAGGACGUGGGCAGUAGAAUUUGGCAGGAAGCAGACUUAGAUGUUCAGAAGUCAGUGCAGAUCCUCAAGAAAAGGCGAUGGGAACAAGGGCCAAGAAACCAGGAGAACCAAGGAAAGACCUCUGCCCCACAGGUCCCAUUGACUUCUACAACUCUGGGUGGUGAAAGACUAGAAGAUUAGACCAGUGCCUUUGGAUUCUAAUGCUGGCUGCUCUCCACAGUCUAGGGUUACUGGCUGGUGUUGUUCUGGGGAGAUCUCCUAACAAGGCAAGAACUAUGUCAUGGAUCAAGGAAGGAGAGCUGUCACUUUGGGAGCGGUUCUGCGCCAACAUCAUAAAGGCGGGCCCAAUGCCCAAACACAUUGCGUUUAUAAUGGAUGGGAACCGUCGCUAUGCCAAGAAGUGCCAGGUGGAGCGGCAAGAGGGCCACUCACAGGGCUUCAACAAACUGGCAGAGCUGCUUGCCUCCUCCCCUCUCAGACGCUGCGCUGGUGUUUGAACCUGGGCAUCCUAGAGGUGACGGUCUACGCAUUCAGCAUUGAGAACUUCAAACGCUCCAAGAGUGAGGUAGACGGGCUAAUGGAUCUGGCCCGGCAGAAGUUCAGCCGCUUGAUGGAAGAACAGGAGAAACUGCAGAAGCAUGGGGUGUGUAUCCGGGUCCUGGGCGAUCUGCAUUUGUUGCCCUUGGAUCUCCAGGAGCUGAUUGCACAAGCUGUAGAAGCCACCAGAAACUACAACAAGUGUUUCCUGAAUGUCUGCUUUGCAUACACAUCUCGCCAUGAAAUCAGCAAUGCUGUGAGAGAGAUGGCCUGGGGAGUGGAGCAAGGCCUGCUGGAUCCCAGUGAUAUCUCUGAGUCUCUGCUCGAUAAGUGCCUCUAUACCAACCACUCUCCUCACCCAGACAUCUUGAUACGGACUUCGGGGGAAGUGAGGCUGAGCGACUUCUUGCUCUGGCAGACCUCCCACUCCUGCCUGGUGUUCCAGCCAGUUCUAUGGCCAGAAUACACAUUUUGGAACCUCUGUGAGGCCAUCCUGCAGUUCCAGAUGAAUCACAGUGCACUUCAGCAGAAGGCCCGAGACAUGUAUGCAGAGGAGCGGAAGAGGCAGCAGCUGGAGAGGGACCAGGCUGCAGUGACCGAGCAGCUGCUGCAAGAGGGGCUUCAGGCCAGUGGGGACGCCCAGCUCCGACGGACAUUCUUGCACAAACUCUCAGCCAGACGGGAAGAGCGGGUCCAAGGCUUCCUGCAGGCCUUGGAACUCAAGCGGGCUGACUGGUUGGCACGUCUGGGCACUGCAUCAGCCUGAGUGAGGCUGGCCACCUGCCACUCUGCCCUGCCCUCUGCCUUCAGGGCCCCACUCCUUCUUCUUUUCUUGGUGAAAGGCAUCUUCUUCCUGAUGAUGAACUGUGUUCCCUUUGCCCAGCAGGGGAGCCACCGAAGCCAGCUCUGCUGGCCAGAGAUACCCUUGGGCUGCCUGGGACAGCGGCCCCCUGGGGGGGUUGAGAGUGAGAGUCCCCUGCAAGUACGCUAAACCUAGCUCUGGUCACCAGUAGGUUUGGAGAGCAGGCCGCCAACUUGGGCUGCCACUCCUUCCUCUGUUGGCAUUGCCGUCUGUGCUCCUAGAAGCACUUUCUUUUUCAACCAGCCCAUCCUUCAGCACAGAACUGUGGGGAGACGUCUCCCCAAACUCCAGCCCCUUGCUUAUCCAUUUUAGCCUUCCACCUGACUUGCACAAAAGAUUUGGCUCCACCUUUGAUCAGCUGGUAAAUAGCUAAUAGGCAACCAACGUUAUUUGGGCAAGGAAGAAAGGGGCGGGAGAGACAGAAAGAAAAUUUGCCCAUCUGCUGUUCCUCCCCCUUGGCUGUCCACCUGGGAUUCGCUGUUGAAUCCCUACCCCUCCCACCAUGCAGCACUGAUUGCUCACUGAAAGCCUCAGCGGCCCCAAUGGCGCGGAAGCCAGGCUGGUGAUUACAAUCCAAUUACCUAUUGUCGACUCAGCCCACACAAGCUUUUCUCCUCCUUGCAGGGCAUGGGGCCAGGCUCCACUCCCCCCAAAGGCCAGCCCUCUCCGUAGCUACAGGGUAACAGGCUGUAGGCCCUAGUGAGCCUAAUCCAACACCGGCCUCCUGCCCUGUGACACAUCAGGACCAGAAGCAUAGAAAGUACUUUUCCCACCUCACUCUGCCUCCCGCCUCACCAUUCUCAAACUCUGAUUCCCACUUCUCAGCUCUAUCUCAGAGGCUUCUUGGCUUUUUGACCUGGCCCCCUAAGCAGGCCCUGAGACGAUUUAUUUUAAGCAUGGCUGAGUCCCAGCUUAUUCCAGGCCCUUCUCUGCUUGUGAGAACCAGGGCUGCCCAGCAGAAAAGAGAGGGUAGGGUAGAGUCAAGGGCUGAGUCCUUUCCCUUACCUGUCCCUGCCAGGCCUUGCUGCAGAGCUGCUGACAGGAUUGGUGCCUUUGAAGAGCUGUAUGCCUGAGCAGCUCUGUGCUUCAGGUGCCCCAGAGCAAAAAGCACUGCCAGUAGUACCAACCAAAUGCUACUCCAGUUAGUCUUCCCAUUUUACUUUGUGCAAGCUGUUUCCCCAGCACCUCCCUCUAGGGUAGAAGCCCGACCUUACAAGCAGUGUUAAGAGCAUACUCUUCAGACCUAUAACCUUCCUGUACUUCAGUCCCCUCCUCCUCUUUCUGUGCCUGGAUACCUGGCAUAAGAGACCCCUUGGCCAUCAUCCCUGCUCUGAGAAUCAAGUAUAAAUGCCAGGCGCUAUGAUUGAGAAGCCAAUCAGUGUACCCUUUGGCAAGCCCCCACACACACCUGGCACUCCCCACUACCAAUCCCUGGCACAGGGUUCCCAGAGAGCAGGUGCUGUACAUUUUCCAGCUUUACAAUGGGGCUGUUGACAGCUUUAAUUAGGGAGGCAUGAAUUAUGUGGCUAUAAUGCAGAGCCCUACAAUUAAGGCGGGAUUGAGGGGCUGGAGGCAGCAAACGGAAUCUGCCCUGUGAGCAUGGCUGUUGAGUCGUGGCUCCUUUUUUGUGCCUGACUUUCCCUAAUGUGAUUGGGGUACAGCAAAGGUGAUUAAUAGGGCUGGUAUCUCUUUUGGCCUGAAGUCUUAAAUUCUGGGAAAGGUACACAGGGUGGGGUAGGGAGGAGCUGUCCCAGAAGGCACUGAGGCCCAGGAGCAGGGGCUGCAAAAUAUUGGAACUCACUGUGGUUGCUUUCUAACAGUAUGAUUUGUUCAAACCAGCUUAACGCUUGUCUCAAGAAUCCAGGUGGUACCCAUUUGAAUGUCCUUCCACCUGUGAGCCAAGUCCCCAUUCGAGAAUAUCAUGUCUUGUGUUCUCCUGGGUGUAAAAUAGAAUUUUAAAUUUUUCUUAGCUGUAAAAA
Molecule: messenger RNA, 3438 nt
Organism: Loxodonta africana (African savanna elephant)
Lineage: Eukaryota; Metazoa; Chordata; Mammalia; Proboscidea; Elephantidae
Gene: DHDDS
Product: dehydrodolichyl diphosphate synthase subunit
Exons: 9
Coding region: 341-1363 (340 amino acids)
Biological process (GO): polyprenol biosynthetic process
Cellular component (GO): dehydrodolichyl diphosphate synthase complex; endoplasmic reticulum
Molecular function (GO): ditrans,polycis-polyprenyl diphosphate synthase [(2E,6E)-farnesyl diphosphate specific] activity
Source: RefSeq, a predicted model, not a curated record